Cimex lectularius (bed bug) is the source of this 5270-nucleotide messenger RNA. RefSeq names its product AT-rich interactive domain-containing protein 2 (gene Bap170). The transcript has 21 exons. The coding region runs from base 607 to 5181 and encodes 1524 amino acids. The record is from RefSeq and is a predicted model, not a curated record. NCBI's taxonomy places the organism in Eukaryota, Metazoa, Arthropoda, Insecta, Hemiptera, Cimicidae. Gene Ontology annotation, biological process: regulation of DNA-templated transcription. Gene Ontology annotation, cellular component: SWI/SNF superfamily-type complex. Gene Ontology annotation, molecular function: DNA binding.
CACUCUCGGAAAUGGUGCCAAACGUCGAGUUUUACCUGUUAGUUCUCACUCGUUACAGUCCUUCAGUUUUGCUCGAACGCAAAGGAGCCGCUCUCCGUUUCAAACAAGCGUAGGGUGCAAUACAAUUGGAGCCGAGCCGAGGACCCGUUCCACGCGUUGAUUAUGUGAUUUAGAACUGUGCCGGAGAGUCGAGCCCGUUUUUAAAUAUUUUAAUACGUCUGACGCCAUUUUGCGGGACCGGACUCCAGGGGCGAUUUCUGCCUUCAGUUUCCAUAUUGGUCGCGUUUUCGAGCGAGACGGUGACCGUUGUCGAAAGGAGCCGACGGAAGGGACUCGCGGCCGGAAUGCAACGCCGACGAGACUGAGUCGACAGACAGACCGCCGAGGAUGACUCGCCCAGGGGCCUAGGACUCAGAUCACUCACGAGUCGAGACCUUUUUUUUUGUUUUUUAUUUUUUUUACGUUCUCUCACGACAAAAACACAAGUGCAAACGGAAAACUUCUUAGUGUCGCGGUUGAGAGUCGGCCCGCCGAAACACGCCACUCAAAUUUUUCAAAUGAGUAAAUGCAUCGAAACACAACGUUGAACCCACGGAAGCGAUCGCGAUGGCAUUCGUUCUCAACAAAGAACCGUCGAUGUACGACAAAGAGAAGGACAGAUUCAUCCAAGAGUUGCAGCACUUUCACGAAACGAGAGGAACCCCGUCCAGGAGGAUACCCAAGAUCAACGGACACGAGAUCGACCUUUAUCUCUUGUACACCUUGGUCACAGGGAGAGGAGGUUGGCUGAAGGUGAACAGCAAAAACGAAUGGGAGCAGGUUCUUGCGGAUUUCGAUAUACCGAAACAAUGUGUGAACAGCUCCGUGGCUAUCAAGCAAAUCUACCUGAGGUAUCUCGACAGGUAUGAGAAGAUCCAUUACCUCGGGGAGGUCGGCGAGAGGGGUGCGGAUGACGACGAGGACAGCAGGCAUAGAAAAUGGUCGGCCAGGGCGCUCCAUUCCGUACCCCUCACAUACAACCAUGCACAGCAUAAUGUCAACGAGUCUCUUCGAGAGUACAAUGGUCUGUCAGUUGAUCUUCAUAAGCCUUCUGAAUAUGAAAAAUUGGCCCUCUCGCUGUUAUCGCCACUACCGAAUGAACAGGAUUUUGCUAUCAACAUCUGCACUUUAUUGUCCAACGAAGGUAAACACUGUCUGAAGUUGGAAAAACACCCUCGUCUGCUUCACUUCCUCUUAGCACACGCAGCUGUAUUCAGCAAUGCAAAUUUAAAAGAACUCUUUCAUGAGCUGUAUGGAAAGGAUCGAGGGCAUUCGAUGCACCAUUUGUGGAGAGAUAUAGUUUCAGACGUCAACAUUUUAAGGCUUGCAGACGAGACUAAAUUUUAUGAGAAACAACACCGCAAUUAUUCCAGUGGAGAGUCCAGCGAUGUGAACAAUAAAAGCAACCUUAAGUUGGAUCCUGAAGACAAUGAGUUGUUUUGCCUUGGAAGAACUCUUGGCGUUCAAGAUUAUAUUGGACAGAGGGUGUGCCAAAUAGCAACGAUAGUGCGAAACCUAACGUUUUUAAGUGAUAACGUCCCCAUAAUGGGAAGAGACUUGACAUUCCUCAGAUUUGUUUUGUUAUGUUGUAAUUCUAAUUGGAAUGGCUUACACCAAAUGGGUUGGGACAUGUUAGGAAACAUCUCCUCAGAAAUAACUAUUCAGUCGCCUUUAAUUGAAGAUAUACUUCUUGUCAGUACAAAAGGGCUACUUUCUCAAGACAGAGCGAUUAUUUUGUCUUCAUUGGAAGUUUUAAAUAAACUAGGACAGUGCGAAAAGAAUGAAGACUAUCUGUUGAGAUAUCUACAACAGGAAGUUUACGAUCGGUUGUGUUCAUUUUUAACUCUUCACGAUAUAAUGCUUUUGGUAUAUACAUUGGAAUGUCUAAACACAAUCAGUUCUCUUGGUGAAAAAGCAUGUAAUAACAUUUUACGAGUCCGUGGAGCUCUUGAUGUACUUGUCUCACUUAUAACAGUUGAGGCACAGAGCUAUGGCCCUAAAGCUUGCAUCCAAAUGAGAGUUGUAGAAACUGUGACUGGAGGAGGGAGUGGUGUGGUUUGCCAGCCGACUCAGUCGAGCACCGUGAGCUCGACAGUUACUGCUACGAGUGUAUCACCUCCUGUACAACUUUUGACAACGGCGACGAGUGCCGCAUCAGUUAUACCACAUUUGACACCCUCUCAUCCACAAUCUGUAACUCCUGUUUCUACAACAUCCGUUACUGUAACUGUACCUACACCUGUGCCUGUUUCUUCAAUACCGACUUCUUUAACAACACCAGUUUCAUUGACAACUCCAGUUACUUUGUCAACUAUAUCGACUCCUCAGAAAGUUUCAAUACCACAAACUCCAAUACCAGCUUCUCCUGCUACAAUAUCAGCUCAUGCAACUCAGCAAGUUGCACAGGAAAACGAACAGUAUGCUCUUGCAUGGUUGAGGAAUACUUUCGAACUUGUUAGUACUGGACGGAUAGAACAAGCAGAACUGUACAAGCAGUAUAUAAAUAACUGUCAAAAAAUAGGAAGGAGGGGUGUAAUAGCACCACUCCACUUUCCACGCUGUGUCAGAUCUGUGUUCGGCGGUUCAGUUGGACCAAAACCUACAACUGUUGGUGACAUCACUCAACAUUUUUAUGAAGGCAUACAAAGUCGAGGAAAAUCAUCGACACUAACGGCACCAACAGUUAUAAACACAUCGCAGAUAGUUCAAUCUCCUCAGAUACAGAGCACUCCUUCGCCCAUUCUAAAGGCCCAAUUAAGUGCACCGCCAAAACCCACCCCGUCUACCCCACAGCCUGUGAAGGAGCAGGUUGAGGGCGGGGGAAGUCCACCCCCAGGAGAGCAGGGUACAACAUCAUUAAUCAAAACUCUACUUGCUAGCAAGGUAACAGAACCGCAACAUCAUCAAGAUCAGGUUACACAAAGGCAACAGCAGCAGAGAUUACUUCAACAACAGCAAUCACCAAUGCUUCAACAGCAGCAAUCACCGCCACAGUUGAAUUCUUUGAUCAAAAUUGAGGACCAGCCUAACAAAGGGUUACCUUUGCAGUCGGUCAUGUUUCAAAAUAAGGCUGGCGUCAAUUGCAAAGUGAACGGUGUCCGUUGUGAUCCCCUGGAGAAAGUGGAAAAUCCAAAUGGGGCUGCAUUAUUUGUCACGAGCGGUACUGAUAAUAGCCUGAGUAGACCUCCUCCGCUGACACCGUUGAGCAAUAAACUUAACAAUACAAGUUCUGUCAGUUUUUUAAACGACGAUGGAAAUUCCGCCAGCAAUUCUAUGACAUCUAGCACUGGAAUAAAGGAUAAUUUAAGUGGAACCGGUGGCGAAGAAGGUGAAAAUUCGGUGAGUUCUAUGGACGGUUUUCUUCUAAAUGGAAUUCCCAACCCACUCGAGUUUGAAGAUACGAGUAGUAAAGAUUCAGUUCCGAAAAGUAUGAUGCUGGCCGACCUUCUUGAGAAGAAUAUGGACAAAAAUGAACCUCCUGUACUUAACGGAUCAUUGCGGAUAGGGGACAAAGGAUUGGAAUUGGUUCAGGGAAAGAAAGACAUUGAGAAAAAUUCUGUCACUGUGAACACUAAUCGUAAUAUCAACGGACUAGAAUUUGACUCUGAAAAACUAGACGAAAGUUCAAGGGAUAGUUUGAAAAGGCCAUCUGACUCGGAUGAUUUUCCUGAGAGCAAAAGACCUCAUCUUAAUGGUGAUGUCAAAAUGGAAGAACCACCAGAAGAAGAUGUUUUAGGAGCUGUUUCAUCAACUGCUGCAAACUUGUAUGCCGCGUUAGCUGCUGAUACUUUGGAGGAUGAGCCUCUGGAUGAACUCACUCCACAGCAACAACCACAACAACAGCAGCAACAACAACAACAACAGCAACAGCAACAACAACAGCAGCCUUUAAUUGUUACUUCCUCACAACCACGUCAAAUCCUAGUGACAGCUGGUGGCCAACUGACUCAAAGGGUAGUAGUUGGCGGACAACAUUAUGUAGUCACUCAACCACAAACUGCUUUGGUACAGGGACAAACUCAAACAGUUUUGGUGGCCCAAACACCCCAGCAACAAGGAACUGCUGCGAAAACCAUUAUCAUAUUACAACCUCAAAGUGUGCCCGGUAACCAACACCAAAAAGUGAUAGUACAAAGACUUCAAUCUCCACCUCCUCCUCCCCUUCUGGCGACGACGUCUCAACCCCAAAAUACACCUCUUAGAUCUGUAACUCCUCCCAAACCCCCUCCGACUCCUCCAUUACUAUCACAACCUAUUCAGAAAACAAUAAAAACUAUUAAAACGACUUCUACCCCUGUACUCAUGACUCCUACUCUUAACCAAUCCUCGACUACUUUAACCUCAACUACUUGCCCUCCUACAAACAACCAAAGUUUACCAGCAGUUGCUAUGCCUUCCAUACCGGCACCGUGUGCCACGCCGGUUACAGUGACAACUAACACCCUUCUUUCAACUUCAGCCUCGAUGGCAACUUCUAACUCUUCGAUGACUUCCACAUCCCCUGGUGGAAUGGUCCCUAAAACAACAGAGCAAGGGCAUUUUCUGUGUGAGUGGAGAGGAUGUAUGAGGAAUUUCAAAUCUGGAAAUGAAGUAUACAUGCAUGCUUGCGAAGCGCAUUGUCCUCAAGGAAGUCAAGAGAUUCAGUGCUUGUGGGAAAGAUGUGACGCCAUGAAGAGAAAGCGCUUUUCACUGAUGACUCAUCUUUACGAUAAACAUUGCAAUGCUGAUGUAAUGAGGAUGAUGGCUGUUAGGCGGAAACAACUUUCAGUUACGGGUAGAAGUGAAAUUCCUCCUCCUAUCCCUGCUGCUCCUCAUCCUGGUUAUGCACCCAAUGCUGCUUUCCACGCAAUUAAGCGGCAUGCAUUGGAAUUUGUUAAUCCUAAAGAAUUACAGCAACGGGCAGUAAAGCCUGGUCCGAUGCCUGUUCCAGUUCAAUCAGAACAGGAUGACAAUGAAGGGCCAGUGACAAAAAGUAUCAGAUUAACUGCUGCUCUCAUAUUAAGAAACCUAGUCAUAUACUCAACCCAUGGGAGAAGGCAUCUAACAAGAUACGAACCUCAUUUGGCCAGCGUUGCGCUGAGUAAUGUCGAAUCGUCCAGAACAAUUGCACACGUUUUAUUUGAUAUGAGUAAUCCAAGGUGACCCUAACGUUUUUAAGGAGUGAACUAUUUUUUCUUAAAUUUUUGUAUAAAAUGUACUUUAAUCCUGCACACAUAAUGCAAAAUGUAUAU